CAACAACAAAUACAAAAUGGCUCCGUGUCCUGAAGAAAUCGAUGUGUUUACAGUUCCUCACUCUCGGAUGAAGGAACUGGUUUGUCAGUACUUAGACAUGCUGACAGCCACCAACUUCUCAGACGUGUCCAAGUUCAUCCGACUCCUUGAGAAUCUUAUCAGAACGUUUCAAGAGUUCAUCGCCCAUGAACAAAUUGAAAACCAGUUCAUCAUGAAGAAGCUGAAACACAAGCUCCAGGCCCUACGUAUUCAGAAUACAGCUGUCUGCAACUGUCAUAAGGACAACAAGCUCACAGACAUGUUGUCACUGCUGCAGGACGGGUACAAGUGCACCAAGAAGACCGAUGCCGACAGACGGAACUUUGGUCUUCAGUUGAAGCAGGCUCUACAAGACUUCACUGAGGAGUUCUUGCCCCAUAUGGCGGAGGAAGAGGAGGUGUUUCAGCCCCUACUGAUGCAGCAUUUCACCUUUGAUGAGCUGAAGCAGAUCAAGGCCACAGUUUUACAACAACACUUCAAAGUGGAACCCGAGGAAACUCCAGAGAAAUGUGUUGCGGACAAUAAGUCAAACAAAAACGAAAAUCUUAGCAAAUAUGAGUCUUCACCAACCCAGCCCAGCAGUUCUAAAGUGAACCUUGACCAGCUCCCUGACGAAGUUCUGCUGAAAGUUUUCUCCUUCCUGAACCCACAAGACUUGCUGAGAACUGCGCAGGUGAACAGACGCUGGAACAAUCUGGCAAUGGACAGUAGCCUGUGGUCGGAGCUCUAUCCAGUGAGUUGGGCACAAGGUAACUGGUCGGCCCGGCAUGGUGUAUAUGAGGAAGAUGCGGAAGACGUGGUAAGGAAACUCGGGGCGCAGGCUCUAGACGAGGAUGCAGAUGUGGAUGACUCCGAUGAGGCUGACGACUGGGAUCUUGAGGCAAUACAGAUUCAAACACAGUCUAAGAUGCUGACAUCCAUGUGCAAGCACCUGUUACCACGCGUCGGUCGGUCCGUGAGGGUGUGUGACCUGGCCUAUAGCAAGGGGUUAACAAACGGCACUCUCUACAAGAUCCUGACGCUGUGUCCAAAUUUGGAGCGUUUAGACCUUACACAGACUCGAGUGUCGGACCUUGGAUUUAAAGGAUUUAAUAAAAAUGGAUGUGGAAAAUGUCUGCAGUAUUUAGACUUGUCUGGAUGCUUGUACAUCACUGAUCUGACACUGCAGAGGCUCUCUGAUGCCAUUGGUCGGAAUCCCAGUCCUAUUACCGAUAACUCUGCUUCCAUUGGUCGGUUGGCAUCAUCCAAUGAAAACCAGCUUUUUGAUGAAAACCAGCUUUUUGAUGACCAGAGUGAAAAGGACAACAAUGGCAAUUAUGCACAGUCCCUUGAUAAGGACCAAAGUUGUAAGAAUUGUUUAAAAAAUCAGUCAUUCUGCACACAUAUGUGGAAGAAAGACUCAUUUGAAGAGAAACGCUGCUGCAAACUGCAAAUAAAAGAUAGGUUGGAAGGUCAACAAAAUUGUACACAAAGAAUCUUUUUUAUGCCUGGGGACCCUUGCUGUAAUGUGGAUGUUGAACAGCAAGGGUCAUGUACCAGACUGCAGCCCCCUGACUGUGAUAGAAACUGUUUGUGUGGACACAAAAAAGAGACAGGGACUGUAAGUCACAACAAUGAUGGAAACCAGUGUUGCAAAGUGUCUAAGAAAGGGUUUGUUGACAGGAAUGAUGAUUCUGACGGCUGCAUUACUACAAAGGAGGCAAAGGAUACACAAACACAAGAUGGAUCAUUAGAUGGUCCAAAUGGCUGGAAGGGUUCAACAGUGGAAAAUUUUGCGAUUUUAGAUGAGGACAUGAUGACCUUUCAACCAGUUUACCAGACUGAAAGCAUUAAGCCUUACCAAACAGCAGACGGAAAAUGGUCCUCUCCUGAUGUUCUCGAUGAGCGAACUCCGUCUGAUUAUAUUCCUGGUCAGGUUAACUUUCCUGACUACAUUCUGCAUCGGGGAAACGCUUUCUCAGAUGACGAACCAGAGACCAAAUCAAGCACAUCCUCACCAGUGAAUGGAUAUAGGGCAUUGGAUUGUUCAAGCAAUGACUGUGAUACAAAACGACCAAUGACUGGGACAGGGAGGGUCCUGGAGUUUUUAAGCUUGUCCGGAUGCUACCAGAUUACGGAUGAAGGUUUGAAUUCCCUGACUUAUGGAGGCGGUCUUCCCCACCUGACCUACCUCGACCUAUCCGGUUGCCUGAACGUCGGGGGUGGGGCGGUCAGUGACCUGGUAGACUCCGCCCCCCAGCUCAACCCCGCCCAUCUGUUCUACUGUGACAACAUCCAGGAUGGGCCGUACCCGGAGGAGGCCUCGGGCUGCAGGAAUCUGCAGUGUGGGUCCCGCGUUUGCUGCAGAUGUGCCGAAUAGCACAGAAAGAUUAACAAAGGAAGGUCCAAAAGUUCAAAAAGCAGUCAACAACCCACCAAUGGAUGCAUUACAAGCAUGCAGCUAUGAAUUUCAUUUCAUCUAUGUAUCAGUAACACAGAGAAAAUCAUCUUACCGGUAUCUGUAUAACAGUAACACAGUGUUAACAUAAUUUCAUCUUUGUAACAACAAUACAGAGCAAAGAUUAUUUUCAUCUUUCUAACAAUCACACAGUAAAUACCAUUUCAUGUUUCAAACAAUAAAACAGGGUGAAGGUCAUUUCAUUUUGGUAACAGUAACCCAGAGUUAGAAUAAACUUGUUUUGUUAACAGUAACACAUAUUGAAGAUCAUUUCAUCUUUGUAACAGCAAGACAGAGUUAAUUAUUCUUUAAGUAUACACACAACCCCUGGGUUCAGUGUGUAACAAUUGUAUCUUGUAUAGUGAUGUUAUGCAGAUACUGUAGUUUCAAUGAUAUUCAUCAACACAACUACUGGUAUGCUUCACUUUGAGAUGACAAUUUUCUUCUUUUAAUUUCUCCAUGUGUCAAAGCUGUUGCAGAGGAUGCUUAGUAAACACUAUCUACAUAAUUUUGUAUAUGCUUGUUAAAUAAAUUGCUGUUUACUUAAUUUUGUGGAUCAAGAAGUAAAUGUCAUGCUGCCUUGUAUUAGAUUUUGUGUUUGCUUGAAGUUAUUUCAAUAAAAUAUAAGUAUGUUCCUUUAAUGGUGGGUUUGUAGUUGAUAUCUUGCUUAUAUCUGUGCAGCACAUGUUUCUUUAUUUGGCAUACGGUGGAGAUAAUGAUUUAUGUUUUCCUCAAUCUGGGAAAACAGGGUUUAAUGCAUGUUUGUAAAGUAUUGUCCCAGAUUAGUGGUAGCCUGUGCAGUCUGCACAGACUAAUCAGGGAAAAUACUUUCCAUUUGUAUGGAAUGUUUUGUUUUAAGGAAGUUUCUUCUAAUGUCAAACCCAAUCUAGACUGAGCGUGUGGUCCCUGAUAAGUCUGGGCAAACUUUACACACAUGCAUUAAGCCCCAUUUUCCCUAUAUCCACUCCACUUUUUGAGUUGUAUUUUAUUCCAUUCCAUGCCAACUAUAUUUUACUUAAUUAUGAAUAAGUAGAUAAGUAUCAUAAAAUGAUUGUUUUAAUAUUUUUUAUCUUUCCAAAUUAAAACAAAGAAUGAUGUAACCAUCUAACAUCUAUCAUAUAUUUUCUCUAUAUUGAACCUCACAUUAUUGACUUAAGAAAUUACCCCCAACACUCAUGUGAUACCCUCUUUAAAUCAGCUUUUUGUUCAGUUGAAAAAAAAAGUUAUUUGCAUAACAAACCUUGAGUUUGUGUAUAAACUAGAACAAACAUUUUUACAAA
This is a messenger RNA of Dreissena polymorpha, 3756 nucleotides long. RefSeq names its product F-box/LRR-repeat protein 5-like. Lineage: Eukaryota; Metazoa; Mollusca; Bivalvia; Myida; Dreissenidae. Gene Ontology annotation, molecular function: protein binding. Gene Ontology annotation, biological process: SCF-dependent proteasomal ubiquitin-dependent protein catabolic process; intracellular iron ion homeostasis. Bases 17 to 2398 code for a protein of 793 amino acids. Gene Ontology annotation, cellular component: SCF ubiquitin ligase complex. The record is from RefSeq and is a predicted model, not a curated record. The transcript is spliced from 10 exons.